Orbilia oligospora ATCC 24927 is the source of this 1845-nucleotide messenger RNA. RefSeq lists its product as uncharacterized. The transcript has 4 exons. The coding region runs from base 1 to 1845 and encodes 614 amino acids. NCBI's taxonomy places the organism in Eukaryota, Fungi, Ascomycota, Orbiliomycetes, Orbiliales, Orbiliaceae. The record is from RefSeq and is a predicted model, not a curated record.
AUGUCGACAAUAUCAUCCGCUCCCGGAGCCCGAGCGGCAUCCACCCGUAUCCAACUCGAAGACGGCUCAUAUGCAGUCCAGGGCUCUACGUACAAGCGGGUUAUCAUCUGCUGUGAUGGUACCUGGCAGGGAUCUGAUAAAGGUGUUGAGACAGUUCCAUCUAAUAUCGCCCGUUUGGUCAAAGCCAUCGCUCCUAAGAAACUGGACGGCGAUGGCCGUGAAACACAGCAGGUAGUCUUCUACCAGUCCGGUAUUGGAAGUACUAGUUGGGGGACGGUUGGAAACAUGGCUGCUGGUGCAACCGGUGCCGGACUCGAUGACAACGUCCUUGAAGCCUACUACUUCCUAUGUAACAAUGUCGAGCCCGAUGAUGAAAUCUUCCUUUUCGGAUUCUCCCGCGGCGCAUACACAGCCCGAACCCUCGGCGGCCUGAUCGAUGAAUUUGACAUCAUCGAUCGUUACAGUUUGCACCAGUUCCCAGAAGUUUAUAGCGCUUACAAGGCUAGAAACGAAAAGAAUUCCGAUGAAUUCAAGCGGAUGUAUGAUGGAAUCAGCACAGUUCUUCUUGACAAUGAUGUUGAGACAUUGUCGCAAGUCUUGAAGACUGGAAAGAUUGUCAGAUACCCUGCUAAAAUCAAGGUAAUCGGUGUGUUCGACACUGUGGGUGCCAUGGGAAUUCCGGAAAGUAGGGUGGUGAGAGCUUUGAAUAUGAAUGCGGAUCAGAAAUUCAGAGAUCCUAGACUAUCGACCAAGGUUGAAAAUGCAUUCCAUGCUUUGGCUCUUGAUGAUCACCGAAUAGCAUUUACGCCAACGAUGUGGCAUCAACCCUUCGAAGGGCGAGACAUCAAUGACCCACUGAUGUACAAAGGCCCUAAUCUCAUUCAAGUUUGGUUCCCAGGGAUGCACGUAAAUGUUGGUGGUGGUAAUUCCGAUAACAAACCCGUUGUCAUUCCGCGUGAUAACCCUAACGAUGGGAUUUUGACACCACACGAGUUUGUCAAAAAGAAUGAAAGCUGGACCAGCUGGAUGGGUUCAAAGAUCUCUUCGGGCCUUUCGGCCUUAAACCCAUUCGCCAUAGCACCUGAAAAGGGAUCCGAUGGGAACACUGUUUAUGCCAACGGCGACGAUGAAGAACUUGCAGACAUCACAUUGAUGUGGAUGAUUGAUCGGUGUCGUCCAUUCCUUACCUUUAACGAGAAGUAUCUCGAUUACUUGGUUGAAAUGCACGAUAAGAAACUUGCCGUCAUCCGAAAGGAGGCAUUGGCUCGUCUUUCCGUCUCACGUGUUUGGCCAGGCCAAAAGGAUCUCAAAUUCGGAUGGGCAUGCGGUCCUAUCGUUGACUCCUUCCAAGGAGCUACAGCAAUGGCCGGAAGUCAGAACAGAGCUCCUGGACAAUACACUAGUGACUUUACCGUCGGCAACAUUAUUGAUGAGACUCGUGAUCAUCACCACACAAGAGAAUACAUGCACCCUUCCGUUCGAUGGAGAUACUUUGAGAACGGCGACGAGUACAAGCGAUGCAGGGGCCUAGACGGCUUCAAGCUAGCUGAUUAUACCAAGCCAGAGAGCCGCGAUUCUAACCCUGCUAAAAAAGAUAUACUUUCAUCAGGAAUAAUUUGGGAGAAAAAGGUUCCAAAGCCUGCACCUACUUCUGGACCUACUCUUCGCGUUAGCGAAAUUAGAGUUGAGAAAGAUAUCGUUUGGCAGGAAGUUGUUGGCGGGAAGAAGGUUGAUGUCAGGGCUGAUAGCUUGGAGUAUAGACUGAUGGGGGAUAAGAUUUUCCAGGCUCUCCAGAAAGGACAAAGCUUUGAUACACCGAUCAAAGCAAAGGGGCUUCUAUUCUAA